This is a messenger RNA of Thermochaetoides thermophila DSM 1495, 1221 nucleotides long. RefSeq lists its product as uncharacterized. Lineage: Eukaryota; Fungi; Ascomycota; Sordariomycetes; Sordariales; Chaetomiaceae. The transcript has a single exon. The coding region runs from base 1 to 1221 and encodes 406 amino acids. The record is from RefSeq and is a predicted model, not a curated record.
AUGGUAUCAAUAGGGCCAACACUUCCGCCACACCUGCAAAAGCGCAAGCGUACUCCUGACGAAGAUUCAGAGCUGCCAUCCCCUCCACCCAAGGCCUCGCGCCGCGACCAUGACGAUGAAAUCCCCCUAUAUGACGACUCCGAUGAUGAUUAUGGACCAUGCGCUCCAGGUUCUUCAGCGAGAAAUGGCAGCGACACCAAUCAGUCAAGGCCGGGCCCAACCGUCGGCCCGUCCCUCCCGCCAGCCGUCACGGUAGGCCCGUCCAGCGUGCCAGCGGCAGAGAAGCAGCCAAUUGGUCCUACACCACCGCAACCCAUAGCAUCUAUCAAUGAAGAUGAAAUUCCUCUAAACGACGGCUCUGAUUCCGACUCCAACGAGCCUAGCCCAGCUCCUCCCCCUCUCAAACCAACCGUUGGCCCAGCUGCUCCUCCUCCCAAGCGCGUCUUUGGACCCGCGCCACCCCCGGCUGAUCUGAACUCCCUCCCAACUACCGACCCUAACUACGACAACAAUGCCUCUUCCGAUUCAGACGACGAUGAUGAAUGGGGCCCUAAGCUCCCAACCGGCUCUCCCGAUUCAAGACCCAUUACCGUUGGACCAGCCUUCCCCUCAACCAACACCCAAUCCUCACAAUCCUCAGCGCCGAAGCGCGAUGACUGGAUGCUCGCGCCUCCAACAAGCAGCGAUCAUCGCGCACCAGAUCCAACGAAGCUGCGUGGUCGGCGGUUCCUGAGUGGCCCACGUGCGACUGCCGCCGCGGCAAGUCGAGCGUCCGGCGGUGUCAGCUCCGUCUGGACCGAGACGCCCGAGGAGAAGGCGCGGCGUCUGGCAAAUGCAGUGCUUGGUCGUGAAGACCCCACUGCUGUCACGGCAGCAUCUCAGUCCCGGCCUGAUAGGAAGGAGUCGAAACCGGUGGAUGAGUCCCGCAUUCGAGAAUACGUGGAACAGACGCGCGGCCGCAGCCUCGUGGAGGAGUACCAGGCUCGCCGGGCCGCGUCUGCGGGUAAAAGCGGUAGUGACAAGGAGAGCAGUAGUAAUGGGAGGAAGGAAAAAUGGGGUGGUGGUCCGGAGGUGGAGGAAGAGGAUGAUCCCAGCAAGCGGGCAUUUGACUGGGAAAAGGAUAUGAAGAUUGGCGGGCGUUUGAGCGGAGCUCAACGAAGGGAUAUCAUGAAAAAGGCAGCAAAUUUGGGCGGGAGGUUUCAAAGGGGAAAUUAUCUCUGA